AUGGAGAGGCUUGCAAAGCUAUACAUCGAGAGGGUUGUUUAUUUGCAUGGUAUUCCGUCGAGUAUUGUUUCGGAUAGAGAUCUGAGGUAUGGUGCUAAGCCUAAUGAGCCGGUUAACGAUGUUAAAACCAUUACCGUUGCGGUGGAUGUUCGGCCACAAUUAACAAAUGAUAUGACUUUCGCGUGUCGUGAACAUUUGCUAGAUUGGGUCCGAAAUGAAGCUAGUAAACUUGGAACUGGCAUUGUGAUAUUAAGGUCCGACAAUGGAAGUAGUAGAAGGAAAGAUUUUGUUGUGUUGAAUUGCGAGAGGGGUGGGAAGUAUGUACGAACAAACCGGGUGUUAAAAUACGAUGACACGGGAUCGAGAAAGUGCGCGUGUCUGUUUAAGUUGCAUGCAACUCGUAGGAUUGAUGGAAUGUGGCAUUUUAGCGUCAUAUGUGGAGUUCAUAAUCAUGCAUUAGAUACUAAUCUACAUGGGCAUCCAAGUGCGUGUCGGUUGUCUAGUGAAGAGAAGGAUGUUAUUUCAAAAUUAUGGACAAUCAAAGUUGCGCCGAGAAACAUACUUGCGAAUUUGAAGCGAAAAACACCAGAUAGUGUUUCAAAUAUCAAGCAAGAUUCCGCUUCUAGAAAUUGUUGGUGGGUUUUGGGAAUAUGUAAGAAUUUGUUGGUUGAUCAAAAGAAUAUGCCUAGUGUCAUCAUUACCGACCGAGAUAAUUCUAUGGUGAAUACGGUUGGUAGCAUCUUCUCGGCAUCAACCGCAUUACUUUAUCGGUAUCAAAUAACAUGCAAUGUGAGAACUAAGCUGAAACUCCCGAUUGGCACGAAAGACAGAAAGGAUGACAACGAAAAUAUCAUCAAAGCCGGUGUUAUGGUGGACAAGAUAAUGGCCGCAUGGAGGGAGAUUUUAGAUGCGCGUUCUGAAGAACUGUAUAUCGAGAAAAUGGUACAAUUCCGGACAUUGUGUGUCGGAUUGAACACUUUUUGUCAUUACGUCGAAACUACUAUCCUUGAAAAAUUAAAAGAAAAAUUUGUUUGUUUUUGGACGAACCGAGUUAGAUAUCUUGGUUGCACUACAACUAACCGAGCUGAAUCAGCACAUGCGGCGUUGAAGAAAUGGUUGGGUGAUAUAAAGGGGGAUUUGUGUAGGGGAUGGGACACCUUGAUGUCGGCACCAACAAUAAUUGUGGGUAUCAAGCCUUUGCCGGUUUUCUUAGAAGAGGAGAAGAAAAUCACACUCUUAUUCGACAGGAACUUAUUUCGGAGUUGA
Molecule: messenger RNA, 1266 nt
Organism: Vicia villosa (hairy vetch)
Lineage: Eukaryota; Viridiplantae; Streptophyta; Magnoliopsida; Fabales; Fabaceae
Exons: 4
Coding region: 1-1266 (421 amino acids)
Source: RefSeq, a predicted model, not a curated record